AUGUCAAGAGCCAAAUACAUAGUCGGUGCCCUUGUGGGAUCUGCUGUAGUAGCCUACGUCUGUGACAAAGUUAUCUCUGAUGAUAAGCUUUUCGGAGGCACAACACCAGGAACUAUUACAAACAAGGCAUGGGGAGCUGCGACUGAAGAGAGACUCCAAGCAUGGCCAAGAACCGCUGGUCCUCCAGUCGUGAUGAACCCUAUCAGUCGCCAGAACUUCAUCGUCAAGUCACGCCCUGAAUAA
Molecule: messenger RNA, 243 nt
Organism: Microthlaspi erraticum
Lineage: Eukaryota; Viridiplantae; Streptophyta; Magnoliopsida; Brassicales; Brassicaceae
Source: the annotation of a GenBank genome assembly